Molecule: messenger RNA, 3167 nt
Organism: Cervus elaphus (red deer)
Lineage: Eukaryota; Metazoa; Chordata; Mammalia; Artiodactyla; Cervidae
Gene: NGEF
Product: neuronal guanine nucleotide exchange factor
Exons: 15
Coding region: 217-2328 (703 amino acids)
Biological process (GO): activation of GTPase activity
Molecular function (GO): guanyl-nucleotide exchange factor activity; protein binding
Source: RefSeq, a predicted model, not a curated record
AGAGGUCAGAGUCUCCGGCUGCAGGUUCUCGGGGAGCCGAGGAGUCCAAGAACAGCCCCCUGCUCUGAGACCCCGACAGGACACAGGACAGGAGAACAAGAGCCGUCCAGGGGGCUCUAACCCCCAGGAGCUCCUCACUGGCAGAGCACUCAAAACCAGGGACGUUGGAGAAAGGGUACUGAUCUCUAGUCAUCCUGCCGAGAAACAAUCAGACAUAUGUCAAUGGAGACCAGGGACUCUGAGGACUCGGAGAAGCUGCAGAAGAAAUCAGUGAGUGGUUCAUGGGAGGUUGAUGAGCUGGCCAGUGUGACACCUGAGGUCCUCUCAGAAGCGGGAAUGCCCCAUGCCGACCAGGAGACGCAAGACAAAGCAUCCCGUACCAACGCAAUCCAGAGAAACUCCAUCUUCAAUCGAGCCGUGAGACUCCGAAGCAGAGGCAAAGCCAGAGGCACUUCUGAGAGGAAGGCCGGCCACCCAGCAGAUCCACUGGAAAAUGAGCCCCCGACCUUGAAUUUGCCGCAGAGCAGAAAGCAUCUCUGGAGGAUACCCACCCAGACAGACCCAGGAGCCAAGAGAAUAAGCGAGUCGUCCUCCACCCCAGGAAAUGGGGCCACGCCCGAGGAGUUCCCAGCCCUCGCCGACAGCCCCACCACGCUCACCGAGGCCUUGCAGAUGAUCCACCCUAUUCCCGCCGACUCCUGGAGAAACCUCAUCGAACAAAUAGGGCUCCUGUAUCAGGAAUACCGAGAUAAGUCAACUCUCCAAGAGAUUGAGACCAGGAGGCAGCAGGAUGCAGAAAUACAGGGUAGUGCUGACGGGUGCCCGUCCAGCGAGGAGGCUCCGGAGGAAGAUGACGGGGAGGAGGAGGAGGAGCCAGCAAGCCCACCCGAGAGGAAGGCCCUGCCCCAGAUCUGCCUGCUCAGCAACCCCCACUCGCGAUUCAACCUCUGGCAGGAUCUUCCGGAGAUUCAGAGCAGCGGGGUGCUGGACAUCCUCCAGCCGGAGGAGAUCAGGCUGCAAGAGGCCAUGUUCGAGCUCAUCACUUCUGAGGCCUCCUACUAUAAAAGCCUGAACCUGCUGGUGUCCCAUUUCAUGGAGAACGAGAGGCUGAAGAAGAUCCUGCACCCAUCCGAGGCCCACAUCCUCUUCUCCAACGUGCUGGACGUCAUGGCCGUCAGCGAGCGGUUCCUCUUGGAGCUGGAGCGCCGGAUGGAGGAAAACAUCGUUAUCUCGGAUGUGUGUGACAUCGUGUACCACUACGCCGCUGACCACUUCUCCGUCUACAUCACCUACGUCAGCAACCAGACCUACCAGGAGAGGACCUACAAGCAGCUGCUCCAGGAGAAGGCAGCCUUCCGGGAGCUGGUCGCGCAGCUGGAGUUGGACCCCAAGUGCAGGGGGCUGCCCCUCUCCUCCUUCCUCAUCCUGCCUUUCCAGAGGAUCACGCGCCUCAAGCUGUUGGUACAGAACAUCCUGAAGAGGGUGGAGGAAAGGUCUGAGCGCGAAGGCACCGCCUUGGACGCCCACAAGGAACUGGAGCUGGUGGUGAAAGCGUGCAACGAGGGUGUCAGGAAGAUGAGCCGCACGGAGCAGAUGAUCAGCAUCCAGAAGAAGAUGGAGUUCAAGAUCAAGUCGGUGCCCAUCAUCUCGCACUCCCGCUGGCUGCUGAAGCAGGGCGAGCUGCAGCAGAUGUCUGGCCCCAAGACCUCGCGGACCCUGCGGACCAAGAAACUCUUCCGGGAGAUUUACCUCUUUCUCUUCAACGACCUGCUGGUCAUCUGCCGGCAGAUUCCGGGAGACAAGUACCAGGUGUUUGACUCGGCCCCGCGGGGCCUGCUGCGAGUGGAGGAGCUGGAGGACCAGGGCCAGACACUGGCCAACGUCUUCAUCCUGCGGCUGCUCGAGAACUCGGACGACCGGGAGGCCACCUACAUGCUGAAGGCGUCCUCUCAGAGCGAGAUGAAGCGCUGGAUGACCUCGCUGGCCCCCAACCGAAGAACCAAGUUUGUUUCCUUCACAUCCCGGCUGCUCGACUGCCCCCAGGUCCAGUGUGUGCAUCCCUACGUGGCCCAGCAGCCAGAUGAGCUGACUCUGGAGCUGGCCGACAUCCUCAACAUCCUGGACAAGACAGAGGACGGCUGGAUCUUCGGCGAGCGUCUGCAUGACCAGGAGCGAGGCUGGUUCCCCAGCAACAUGACUGAGGAGAUCUUGAACCCCAAGAUCCGGUCCCAGAACCUCAAGGAGUGUUUCCGUGUCCACAAGAUGGACGACCCUCAGCGCAGCCAGAAUAAGGACCGUAGGAAGCUGGGCAGCCGGAAUCGGCAAUGACCCCUGACUGCCCCCACACCCCCCACCCGGUGGAGGGAUGUAGGCAGGAAGGAGCGAGGCCUGGCAGGCAGACCCCACUGGACAGUGGAAGGGGCUCUGGGGGAAGGCCCCGCCUCCCCAGGCAGCAGGGUGUGACCUGACCUGGGUGGGGGUGGUCUUUGCCGGAGUCACCCCACCCCCUCCCUGCCACGCGGUUUGUGCUCAUGUGUCCUGUCCCCUCGCUCACCCACUGGAGAGAGGGUGCCCACAUCUCUCUGCUGCAUUUGUAGAUGAGAAAGUGUACUUUAAGCAGUAUUACACCCCCUCUUCUUCUGUCUCUUGGAGGGCAGAUGAUGGGCAGGCUCCAGGGCCCGCCCCUGGUACUGAGAGGCCCCAGACCCCAGGGCGCCCUGGGCCCAGGGCAAGUGCAAAGGUGAUGGUGUCAUGACUUCCUGCACGUGUCCUCUCCCCCCGGAAGCUGUUAGACUUGGCCAGGCGCACAUGUGGACCACCCUGGCCUGACGCGCUUGAUGAGCGGCCCUUGGUCUUCGAUUCAGAGGACCAGGAGACCAUCCGUCCGCCUCUGUCCGCCUCUGCCCCUGAGCCUCCACCCACCUCUGGCUGCACGGCUGGCCUCUGCCUCAUGGCAGGCCUGCCAGAGCUUGGCUGAGGGCCCACGCCACCUUUGGCCCCCUGACCGGCUGGAGGUAACUUGUUACCUGCCCCUUCAGGAGCCCGGGUGUCACAAAGGAAUGACUUGGCCACUGCAUCGUGUACGGGUUAUGGUUCCGAGAAAAGCAAAUAUCAUUUUUGGCUGCAUUAAAAGAAGCAUCAUGUAUAAAAUAAAAGAGAGGAAGGUC